AUGAAGUCUAUGUUCAAGUAUGGAGCAGAAGUGAAUGACGCGGUCGAUGACGAUUUUUCUUCUUUGAAACAGAACCUUAACAGCAUGAUGGACCUUUCCAACUGGACGAAGUUUAAAUCCAACAAGGGGAACGAGCACCCGGAACAGGACAACAACAUUGGAGUUGGAAACCAGCCGGGCAGUGCCUUCCUCCACCAGCAGCCCAUGGCCAUGGCGGACGGUUCGGAUUCAAUUCCCGCCGCCAUCCCCGCCCCGCAGGGGAUCAGCUUUCCGCAGACAACAGGCGGGCAUUUUCACCCGGGCGGGAUCGCGGCCGGGCAGCCCGGGUCGUUGCUCAGCGGCGCCGCGGCUCCCGGUGUCGUGAGUGGCGCCGGGCCGCUGACAAAGGGAGCGAAUUUUACGGGCAUCACGUACCAGGCGAAUUUGCGCGAGUUUCAACCCAACCACCGACUCGAUGACUUGGGCAGGAAUGUGGUCGGGGCGGCGGGGGGAGGGGGUGCCCUACCCGGAGUGGGAACCGCGCCGCCAGCGACGUACAAAGGACCCAUGGGACUGUCGAUGCCGGUGCUGAAGCCAGUGCAGGGGUUGACGGGUAAUGCUUGCCAUGGGAUGUUGACACAGCGAAAUCAACAUCAAGAGCACUUUCUGCCGUAGUUGCUGCAAAUGCAAAUGCGUAUGCAUCUGGGUAACUCUACCGUGCAUCUACAUGCAAAAAUGAAAAUCAAUACCAGGUCCUGCCGCUGCUCCCGGAGUCAUUCUUCCGCAAACCGGCGCACUGGGAAUGCCAGCAGUGUCCUCUGGGCAAUUGCCACCAGAACCACCCCUCCCUACCGAAGAGGAUACCGAGAUGGCUCAUUUGAAGGCGGUGAGAAGGAGAUGCGGACUGAAUCUGGUACUUACACUUAGGAUAAAUAAAUUCCAUAUCCAGAUGUUUCGUUAUACAUAUUAUGGAAGACGACACGGAAAUCGAUGUCCAUCGCACUCUCUACCGCGACCUGCUGUGAGCAUGAAAAAUGGAAGCAUUUUCGCGAUACACGUUGACCCAGGUCCCCGCCGCGGUCGCUGUUCAGACCUUUCGACAAAUGGCCCGGGAGAAGAGGUUAGACAACAACACCUUCCGCCAGGGGUAUACUGAGGUCCUCGCAAAGUGCCGGAUGGAGCCCCCGCCACCAAACACAAUGGACGAAGUUUUCAAGAUCUUCGACAAAGACCACAAUGGCGUUGUCGACCCACUUGAAUUGUGCUGCGGUACUAGUGCUUAGCGAACGGGCUGGUUUUGAUGCAUCAUCCGGUCUGUCAUCUGUGACUGUGUAUUCUGCCAGCGCAUGACAAAAGCAAAACUCUGUUUAAAUACGAAGUGUGGCUGUUGACAUUACUUGACUCCAGGUAUCGCUCUCUUCUGCCAGGGAACGGAGGAGGACAAAAUCCAUGCAAUUUUCGACUGUUUCGAUGACGAGGGCGUUUUGACCAACGACGAGCUCUGGACCGUUUUGACCGCAAUUUACAAGGUGGUCCUGACGCCGAGCGUGUUACAGGCGAUGAAAAACCUCGGAUACGACAUCGACGGCGCAGAAGAUUUGGCCAGCGUGACCACGCUGGAGUGCUUCAAACAGGCGGAGGUGAACGCGGAGGGGAAAAUGAACGUGGAAGACUUCAAGGCGUGGUUUUACGCCCCGAAAAACGAUCCGAACUUCAUGUACGACGUGGGCAGGCUGUUGCAGUGAGCGACGUGGAUGAUUUUGUGGUGAAGCUUUGACUUCAUCAGUACUGGUCGGAUGAAGUGACAUGGAUGAUAUUGCGAUUCAUCACAGACAUGCGAACGUUUGUUUCGGAAAGAUAGAGCAACACGAAGAAGACAUGUAGAUGCACAGAUGAACUCUUUUAGUUUUAUCUUUCAAGUACUGCAAUCUAUGCUGACGCCCCUCUAGCUUGUCGUGAAGGAAAGCCUAUAAGCUGGCGCACUGAUUUUGAAAGCGUCGCGCGUCAUUCAUCUCCGCUAGGAACUAAAAUCCAAGAUACAGAUGACAGCGAGCAGGUGCAUGGACGCAUCGCACGUUUUUGAUUCUAGUACGAAAA
Amoebophrya sp. A120 is the source of this 2076-nucleotide messenger RNA. The record is from the annotation of a GenBank genome assembly. Lineage: Eukaryota; Dinophyceae; Syndiniales; Amoebophryaceae.